This is a messenger RNA of Candidula unifasciata, 2964 nucleotides long. Lineage: Eukaryota; Metazoa; Mollusca; Gastropoda; Stylommatophora; Geomitridae. The record is from the annotation of a GenBank genome assembly.
AUGGACGGCAGUCGCAUUUUGUUUGCCUGUAUCAUUGGUGCCGUUGUCACUGCAGUUUAUUCAGAGCUGGACAAAAAAAUUGUUAACAUAAAUUCCGAAGGGGAUAAGUACUUGUCGAGUAAGCACUACCGUGGCAAACAUACAGAGACGUCCAGAGAUAUCAGUAACAAGGAAUAUUACUCCAAGACUUCCAGUAUGGGAAACAACAGAGAAAAUAUCAGAAACGCCAAGUAUUCUGAGGAGAAAACUGAGGAUUACAGCGAUGGUAAAGAGGAGAAGCAAUACAACACAGAUAAUAAUGGCAAAGUCAAGGAUAAAAACUGGGGGACAGAUUAUGGCAGUGACUACAAAGGCGACUCUGACGUCGGAGAAGAUAGUGAAAGCGGAGGUAAAAAAGAAUACAGGCGUGAUGGCAUCAACGACGUGGGAUCCUCCAAAGACUCAUACACUUCCCUAGACACUGCUGACGUCACGUGUUCAUACGGUGUGAAGUUUAUUGCCCACCCUGAGGAAUGCACCAAGUUCUACCAGUGUGCCCACUUGAAGCCGUUCCUGUUUACAUGUCCCAGUGGGCUGUACUUCAACACCCACCUGGAAGUAUGCGACUGGCCGUCUAACGUUGACUGCUCCAAUGAUGACGCGGGUGGACCCAGUUACAAGACUAGCUAUAAGACAAGCAAGAAGUUGAAGCAAGGACCCAGCUACCAGUCUGCAGAUCAACCGGACUACCACCAUGAUGGGGAAUAUAAAACCAAACCUAAGUCCAUAUCCCAUCCACGAGAGAUGACGUCACACAAGUCAGACCCCACUGAGUAUGAAGACACUGACGAGGACAGUCAGGAUACCGUCAGUCAGUCCAAUGUUGACACCGAUUCACACAUGUUCAAGGACAAUAGCAAAUACAAUAAACAUUACCAGUCAAGGUCGUCACAAAAAUCGUCGUCCAACUACCCGCUAACAUCCCCCUAUCAUCACAUGAUGGCUCCCUUCCUGCCAGUUGGUGCCAUGCAUUUCCCGAUGGUUCCAGUGAUGCAGUCACCACUGUACCAGCCAUUCGUACCGCUUCAUGCUGGUCCCAACCAGUCUCCGGUGUUCCUCUUCAAGAAAGUAGACGACCAGACGAUUAAGCAGUCAGGAGAUCAGGCGCUUAAGGAAAGCACAGGGAGCAAAGAGAGUAAGAUACAAGAGGACUCCACCUACCAGACCAAGAAGACUGAAUCCAGCGACAAGACACAUACCAGCCGUAGCUCCACCAUCAGCGACGACAAGACGCAGGUGCAGACGGUAAAAAAGGUCAUCAUCAAGAAGAGUCGGCCUGUCUUCAAACAAGACGUGUCUGGGAAAGACAAGACAGACCAGGCCAGCAGUAAGCGCUUCUACUACUAUUAUUAUGAGGAUGACAUUAAAGACAACGACAAGAAGACCCAGGGCCUGGGCGUCAAGAAGGACGAGACAAAGAACGUGUACUAUUAUUAUGUUGAUGGCGGUAAAAGUGACUCCUACAAAGAUAAACGACCGUUGCACGACUACGACAACAAAUAUGACUACUACUACGGCAACAAUAAUUACGACUACAACUACGAAGACAACAGCGGCAAAGGGAAUUCCCGCGUGCAACAUCUGGUCUCAGUGGAUAACAAAUACAACAACAAGAACAAGAAACAGCUGAAAACCAGCGCCAAUUAUAAAGCAGCUAACGAGAUAUCAGACGAAGAGCUAGGUGUCAUUCACUUCAAUCAUCUGGGUCGGGACUCAAAGACAAAAGCCAAGGGAGAGGUACUGGGGGACAUCAGCUCUCUGCUUCCCUUGAUGUUGCUGGGUGGGGCCAGUGGUGGGCAACAGCUUCUGAUGACGUCACUGCUUCUGUCCGGUUUGAAGUCUGGAGGAAAUAGAAAAGGAGAGCAAACCAAGGGCAAGGGUGACAAGGACGAUAUAAUUAAACAACUGGUCCUACUUUCUCUGCUCAACGGAAAUGGAAAUAAUAAUCCCCUCACCGGAAGUGGAAAUAAUAACAUCCCCACCGUAAACGUCCCUAAUGUCCAGAUGAUGAACGGUCAGUUUGUGAACAUCGCUACAGGACAGCCGGCUGUACUUCUUGAUCCUGUCACGGGACAGCAAGUGACACCUGCUCAGGUGUCAGUGAAUCCAACCACAGGUCAGCUUGCGGUCACAGCUACAGGCAACCCUGUCUUCCUGCAGGAUUCUCUCACAGGAAAUCUUCAGCCAGCCAUUGUUGGCAACACCAUACAAGGGAAUCCACUUCUGCCUGUCACCGCUAGGAGGAGGCCAGGAAGGCGAGUCAACUUUGGCGCCAACAUGAACAACAUCAAUAACCGAUUUAUCCCCCUUGCACCAGCUCUGGCCAACCAACAUACAGCAACAAGUGCGUCUGGUCAUGAUGCCGUGAACCUCAUCUUCUUGUCUCCCUUGACACCAUCUUCCUUGCCUCCACCAAUCAACAACGAUGGCAGCGCCACCCUCAUUCGUGGAUCUCUCCGCGAUAUUCUGGGGCCCAACUUGGCAAACUUCAUCAGCAAUGUGCCCCUGGUGCCAGGUCAAGGGCUCCCGAACUCUGCUGCUGGAAGUAAACAAUCUUGCAAUGUUGUCAGAAGUGGUGAGACUGUACCUUUCCGGAUAAGUCCGCGUGGGGGACGCUUGUUACCAUCAGAGUGUGACGCCAUUGGGAAACUGUUGGAUAAGUUUGUGCCGACCUUCCUCCAAAACUUUGUUCCAAGCGACGCCGCCUUCGCAGGCUUUGGCAGCAGCAACAGAAACAGCAACAACAGUCAACAGAGUGUCACCAGCAGGCCAAACAUCAUUGAGGCUCCUACCGCUAGCAGCAACACUGUCAGCAGUGGUACCAGCAACUUCAUUGGUGGCGGCAGCAUUAAUGAUUUUAUUAAUGUGAGAAAUGAUCAUAAUGGCUGUAUCAUUGCUGUGCCCAAUAUUGUGUCGCAAUGUUAA